UUUAGUUUCUCUCCCAGCUUCAAUUCAAAAGUCAUGAACAAAACAAAACAUCUCUCAUGAUCAAUCCUGACAUUUCCGCUCACCAUAGCAUCUAUUGUCCUCUUCCUGACAAAACCCCCACUUGUUUUCCCCAGAUCCAAUACAUUCAUCAAAACAAUCCUCAUCAUUCCCCAGAAAAUAAAUAAAUUCAUCAUCAAGUGACUAUAAUUGUAAUUACUCCAACACCAUCACCGAAAGUUAAUAAUAGUGCACCCCACAGAAUCUCUAUCGCACGUGAUUCGUACGUGCUACCGACUCCUCUUCUCCCUCCAUUCACCAAUCCAUAUAAUCCAUUUUCCCGUCUGAACAGAUAACAUUCACACCACCCGGCCGCCGCCGUCGUUUUACGGUGCCGGUGAAAUUCUCCGUUCUGUUGCCGGUGUAUUAGAUCUGGUGAGAGAUGGAGUCUAUACUGGCUAGAGCUUUGGAGUAUACAUUGAAGUACUGGUUAAAGUCAUUUAGCCGAGAUCAGUUCAAAUUACAAGGGCGGACGGCGCAGCUUUCCAAUUUAGAUAUAAAUGGAGAUGCUUUACAUGCCAGCGCGGGAUUACCACCAGCAUUGAAUGUUACAACGGCAAAAGUUGGGAAAUUGGAGAUCAUACUUCCGUCAGUAAGCAAUGUGCAAACCGAGCCAAUAGUUGUGCAAAUUGAUAGGCUCGAUUUAGUUCUGGAAGAAAGAGAUGAUAUUGAUACACCUAGGAGCUGUAGCAGUGCAGCAUCAUCUGGUAGUUCCUCGAAGGGAAGUGGAUAUGGAUUUGCUGACAAGAUUGCAGAUGGCAUGACAUUACAAGUCCAUACGGUUAAUCUUCUACUUGAAACUCACGGAGGUGCUCGACGCCGAGGAGGAGCAAGCUGGGCAUCACCUAUGGCAUCAAUCACUAUACACAAUCUUCUUCUGUAUACUACAAAUGAGAACUGGGAGGUUGUAAAUCUAAAGGAAGCUAGGGAUUUCUCUAGUGGCAAGGAGUUCAUAUAUGUGUUCAAAAAACUUGAGUGGGAACAUCUAUCUAUUGACCUGUUACCUCAUCCCGAUAUGUUCGCGGAUGCACAUUUUGGAAGCUCUCAAGGGGGAAGUAACAAGAGAGAUGAUGAUGGAGCAAAGCGAGUAUUUUUUGGCGGGGAGAGAUUCAUUGAAGGAAUAUCUGGAGAGGCUCAUAUAACGAUUCAGAGGACUGAACUAAAUAGUCCACUAGGGCUUGAAGUUCAAUUGCACAUCACCGAAGCUGUUUGUCCAGCUCUAAGUGAACCAGGAUUACGAGCGCUUCUUCGCUUCAUGACAGGAUUGUAUGUCUGUAUAAACAGAGGAGAUGUCAAGCCAAAUCAGCAAAAUUCGACAGAAGCAGCUGGGCGGUCUUUGGUCUCCAUUGUUGUGGAUCACAUUUUUCUACGUUUGAAGGACACAGAAUUUCAGCUUGAACUUUUGAUGCAGUCUUUAUUCUUUUCUCGGGGAAGUAUCUCAGGUGGAGAAACUGCGAAAUGCUUGACUCGUCUUAUGAUAGGAGGAGCCUUUUUAAGGGAUACAUUUUCACGCCCUCCGUGCACCUUGGUGCAGCCUUCUGAGCUGACAGAUUCUGAUGAUGUUUUGAACAUUCCAGACUUUGGUAAAGAUUUUUGUCCUCCCAUAUAUCCUCUAGAGGACCAGCAGGGGAACUUCAGUGCUGGGGUCCCCCUGAUCUCUCUUCAUUCUCUUCAGCUCAAGCCUUCUCCAUCUCCACCAAUUUUUGCUUCUACCACAGUUAUCAAUUGUCAGCCCCUUAUGAUUCAUCUUCAGGAAGAAUCAUGUUUGAGGAUAUGUUCCUUUUUAGCUGAUGGAAUUGUAGUUAAUCCUGGUGUAGUUCUAUCAGAUUUCUCUAUAAACUCCCUCACGUUCAAUCUUAAGGGGUUAGAUAUCAUUGUCCCGUUAGACACGGGAACCGGAAAUCAUACUGUUCCAGGUGGAAAUAAUGCUUGUCAUAGUUUAUUUGGUGGGGCAAGACUUCAUAUAGAAGAUUUCAUCCUUUCUGAGUCACCUACUCUUAAGCUGGGGCUACUAAACCUCGAGAAGGAUCCGGCAUGCUUCUGUCUGUGGGAAGAUGAACCAAUUGAUGGUAGCCAGAAGAAAUGGACUGCUGGUGCUUCAGUCAUUAGUCUCUCUCUACAAACAUGUAACGAUGCAACUGGAAUCCAUAGUUCUCUUGCAUUAUCUUCAAAUUUAUGGAAAUGUGUUGAGCUGAAAGGUGCUUGCCUUGAAGUAGCAAUGGCUACUGCAGAUGGAGGCCCUUUAACAAAUGUCCCACCUCCGGGAGGAAUUGUUAGAGUGGGAGUUGCCUGUCAGCAGUAUUUGUCCAACACUUCAGUUGAGCAAUUAUUUUUUGUCCUAGAUUUUUACACAUAUUUUGGGAGGGUAAGUGAAAAGAUAGCAGCGGCUGGGAGGUUCAAUUCGCAGGCGGAAGUAAGUCAUAAAUCUUUAGGUCGAUCAUUAAGCGAAAAGGUUCCCGGUGAUACUGCUGUAUGUUUAGCAGUGAAUGAUCUGCACCUAAGAUUUUUGGAAUCUUCUGCUGCUGACAUUUCAGGAAUGCCGUUGGUUCAAUUUAUAGGCAAAGCGCUGUCCAUCAAAGUUACUCACAGAACCUUGGGGGGUGCUAUAGCCAUUUCGUCGAGUUUGCUUUGGGAAGGUGUUGAAGUUGAUUGUGCAGACACUCUGAGUAGCUUGCCACGUGAGAAAAGCUUGGCGUGGACUUCAAACCAAAAUGGCCAGUGUGUGGAGAAUGGACGUCAACUUAGAUCUGUCUUUUGGGUGCAAAACAGGAAGAUCUAUCAGUCAAAUGGCAAUUUUGUUUCAGUUCCCUUCUUGGACAUAAAAAUGGUACAGGUGAUCCCAUAUAAAACACAGGACAUGGAGUGUCACAGUCUAAAUGUUUCAGCUUGUAUUGCUGGUGUCCGCCUUGGGGGAGGAAUGAAUUACACAGAAGCCUUACUUCACAGGUUUGGAAUUCUUGGGCCAGAUGGUGGUCCUGGGGAAGGGCUUACUAAAGGGUUGGAGCAUCUGUCUUCUGGGCCUUUGUCUAAACUUUUGAAAGCAACACCUCUUACCCUUGAUGAACAUAAAGAUGAUGGAAAGGACACUGGUAGAUUACAGUUGGAAACUCCUGAUGAUGUGGACAUAUCCAUAGAAUUCAAAGAUUGGUUAUUUGCUCUGGAAGGUGCACAAGAAGAAGCAGAAAGGUGGUGGUUCUGUGAUCAUGAAGAUUCUAUCAGAGAAGAGCGGUGUUGGCACACAACUUUCCAGAACAUUUGUGUCAAAGCAAACAGUUCUAAGCGUGUAACAAAUGGCAGCGGAAACUUUUCUGGCAAAAAAAGAUACCCCCUCGAGUUGAUUACUGUUGGUAUGGAAGGUCUGCAGAUCUUAAAACCGCGUUCUCCACAUAGUAUCCAGCAGGAUAGUCCCGAAGGACCUCUUAAAGAGACUGCUGCGAGAUCUGGUGGUAUGAACAUCGAAGUAGACGUAGUGAAUUGCGAAGACGAUAUUGAUGAUGGAAUGGGAAAGUGGAUUGUCGAAAAUUUGAAAUUCUCCGUCAAACAGCCGAUUGAGGCAGUGGUGACUAAGGCUGAGCUCAAGCACCUUGCUUUCUUAUGCAAGUCUGAGGUCGACUCCAUGGGUCGGAUUGCCGCUGGAAUUCUGCGAGUACUUAAGUUAGAAAGUAAAAUUGGUGCAGGAGCAAUCAGUCAACUAAGUAAUUUAGGAACUGAAAGCUUUGAUAGAAUAUUUACCCCUGAAAAACUCAGCAGAGAUAGUAGCAGCAGUAGUAUGGGACUAAGUCCAUCGUCAAAUUUCACUGGUGGAAGCCGAAACUCAUGUGUCGAAUCAACAGUAGCUUCUCUUGAAGAGAUAAUCAAGGAAUCACGGACCAAAUGUUCUGCUUUAAGUGUUGACCUAGCUAAUUCGACAUCUUCUCUCGAUGAUGUUAAAGAGCUGAGUCAGAAACUGGAGAACAUGCAGAAAUUGUUGAUGCGAUUGCGGACUCAAGUUUAAUUUGUUUGUCCUCUCCCAAAGUUCUUUUUGUAGUAUGUUGUGUUACUAUAGUUAAAGAAUCAUACAGGCUUUCCAUUCUUUUUGUACAUAUGUACUACCCAAAAUAUGUUGAGCAUGUAGCACAGCGAGAAAAUGUAGAAGAAAGAAACCUCAGUUGCAUAGCAAAUUUUGUAUUGAUGUAUGAUCGGAUUUUCUCACCCACUUGUGUUAGGGUUUCUUGAUAUUGAAUUGUAUUUAGCCAUCAUUAUGGAAGAUCAUUAUGUUGGUCAAA
Messenger RNA from Solanum dulcamara, 4322 nucleotides. RefSeq lists its product as uncharacterized. The record is from RefSeq and is a predicted model, not a curated record. NCBI's taxonomy places the organism in Eukaryota, Viridiplantae, Streptophyta, Magnoliopsida, Solanales, Solanaceae. Bases 440 to 4051 code for a protein of 1203 amino acids. The transcript is spliced from 20 exons.